This is a messenger RNA of Mytilinidion resinicola, 609 nucleotides long. RefSeq lists its product as uncharacterized. The coding region runs from base 1 to 609 and encodes 202 amino acids. NCBI's taxonomy places the organism in Eukaryota, Fungi, Ascomycota, Dothideomycetes, Mytilinidiales, Mytilinidiaceae. The record is from RefSeq and is a predicted model, not a curated record. The transcript has a single exon.
AUGUCUCCCUUUCGACCCCCGCGAGCCCUAGACGAGGAUCACCGAGAGUGCACUGCGACAAAGUGCUCCAUUAAAGGAGGACUCCUACAACCCUUUCAUCGCACUGCAGAUUGCCAAUGCCAUGAUGUUAGUGUGCCGCUCGAGCAAGUCACUACGAUUGUGGCGGAGGGUGGUAUUCCUUUGAUACGUAUUACGCGUCCGCUCUCCGGAGGCCUGGAACUUGAGGUCGUUCCAUAUGGGCGGACAAGUCUCUUCACAGCUGUUUCUCAUGUCUGGGCUGAUCGGCAAUUUGGUUCAGCGAUGAAUGCGCUUCCUGAGUGUCAAGUGGAGUAUCUUGACUCAGUGCUGGCUGCAUUACCUCGGGAUGUCGAGCAUUGGCAUCUACGCGACUGGUACCAGAAGAUGCUUUCCUCAUCUGGCUCUGUGGACGGCAUCGAGCCGCCUAGCCGCACGCAUUAUUUAUUCUGGCUAGACGCCUUCUGCAUUCCCCAGGACACGCAGCAUGACGAUUUGAAACACAAAGCUAUCGAGUGGGUGAACCUCAUAUAUGCUGCAGCCUGGCACACUUUGGUCUUCGAUGCUGGCUUGCAAAAACUGGAUGCUGGGUAA